Molecule: messenger RNA, 1037 nt
Organism: Phoenix dactylifera (date palm)
Lineage: Eukaryota; Viridiplantae; Streptophyta; Magnoliopsida; Arecales; Arecaceae
Biological process (GO): translation
Cellular component (GO): ribosome
Molecular function (GO): structural constituent of ribosome
Source: RefSeq, a predicted model, not a curated record
UGUUAUAAACCCGCCCAGGAGUCGACGCUCCGGCCCAUUCACUCCCCUCGUCUCGUUUCCUUGCCGCCCGCUGCGACAGACGUGAAACCCUAGGGCUUUCCCAAUGGCGCUUUCGGGGCGUCUCCGAUCUAGCCUCUCUAUCUUCCACCAGAUCCUCAGGGCCGAAUCCUCCCUCCCCCUUCGAUACGCCACCCAUCGAGGCUUCGGAAUCCCUAACAUCGCGACCUCCGAGUGUUUGAGGAAUUUUGGGACUCAGGCAAAGUCAAGCGAAGCAAAUGUUAAGGAGACUAAGCUGCAAAUCCUUAGGGAGUUGGCACCAUUUCAAAAUGGGUUUUUUAGGUCUGGCAUUAUUGGAAAUAAUUCUUUCUGCAGAAGCAUUACAACAGUAGGUCAUACUGAGGCAUCUUUGGGACAAGACACUUCUGCCUCCCCUGACAUAGAUCAGCCUCAACGCAUUAAAUUUAAAAGGCUUGACAAAACAGCGAAGCAUAUCAUGAAUAUUUUAGAUAAAGAAGCCGUGGAAAGUGUGCAGGCCAAAAGGGAGAUUCCUGAUUUAAGGCCUGGAUAUAUUGUUCAGCUAAAAGUGGAAGUUCCCGAGAACAAACGACGAGUUUCAGUUUUGAAGGGCAUUGUCAUAGCAAGGCGGAAUGCUGGUCUAAAUACAACUUUUAGAUUGCGCAGACUUGUGGCUGGUGUUGGAGUUGAAUCUGUUUUCCCCUUAUAUUCUCCAAACAUCAAGGAAAUGAAGGUCUUGGACAAGAAGAAGGUUAGGAGGGCAAAACUUUACUACCUCAGAGACAGGAUGAAUCCACUUAAGAAAUGAAAGAGAGUUUUGAGUCAUUUCUUUCCAUCACUUAUUCGUUGACCAGAUUGCAUGGUUGAAAAUUUCUUGUUCAUGUCGAUUUAGUGUAAUCAUGUGACUUGUGAGGAUGUACCCCACAAUUUCAUCCAACAGCAUCUAUAAAUUGGAUGUGCUCACUGUGAACUUUGAUCAAGAAACUUGAGGCUUCAUUCGUAAUCAGAGAUGGUCUUGAAAA